AUUCGUUGUCAAGACUGUCUUUGAAGUUGUUGUGUUUUUAAGUGCUUAUCAUCGACUUGUAAACAGUGUUAGGACUGACGCGUGUCGAUUCCUGUCGCAUUUUACUAUACUUAGUUUGCAUUUCUGUCCUAAAUUAGGCGCUUUUGCGGCACAAUAGUUUACUUGACGCUUAGACAUCACUUGCUGCCAGAAGCUCUCACAAUCAUUUAACUCACAAAGUUACCCAAUAUGAAUCUUGUCCACUGCCAAUUAUGGAUGGGAAAUCUGGAGCCCUACAUGACGGAGAAUUUCGUUAUCGCAGCAUUUCGUAAAAUGGGCGAAGAGCCGCAAACCGUGCGUUUGAUGAGAAAUAAGUACACCGGUGAACCAGCUGGUUAUUGCUUCGUUAAUUUUAUGUCCGAUGAGCAAGCAAUCGAUGCCAUGCACAAAUUGAACGGAAAGCCCAUACCAGGAACAAAUCCCAUCGUACGGUUCCGCUUGAACAGCGCCAGCAAUUCGAAUUCGCAGAAAACGGAACGGGAGUUUUCGGUAUGGGUCGGCGAUUUGAGCUCAGACGUCGAUGACUACAGUCUGUACAGAUCGUUCUCGACCAAGUACACAUCGAUAAAAACGGCUAAAGUUAUUCUAGACACUUCGGGAUUCAGCAAGGGCUACGGUUUCGUCCGCUUCGGAUUAGAGGAAGAACAGAAAGCGGCUCUGUACGAGAUGAAUGGAUACAUCGGGCUUGGUAGCAAAUCGCUGAAAAUCUGCAAUGCUGUUCCGAAACCAAAAACUGCAAUGACAACUGGAACGACCAGCACCACAUCGACUACUACCGCUAUCCAGUCUGGAUAUGGUACAACAACGACAACGGAUUAUUCUCAGUACUAUGAUCCCACAACGUACUGGCAGGGAUACAGUGCAUGGCAAGGAUACGAACAGCCAACGACAACUGAUUAUACGGCAUACUAUCAACAGCAGGCUGUUGCUCACGUUCAGCAGCAGCAGCAGCAGCAGCAACAACAACAGCAGCAGCAACAACAGGCUCAAGGUGUCUACCAAUACGAGCAUCAACAGGAAGAUGAUGAUUUAGCUUUGGUCGAACACAAAUUUGUGCUGGACGUGGACAGCAUGAACCGCGAUUUGAUUGAAAGAGAUCGCAAUUUCUAUGAUGCACUCGAGAGUUCGAAGUGGCUGCCGAUCGAACAGCUUGAGGUAUUUUAGAAAAUCAAAUUUUCUCAGUUCAUAAGUUGUACAGAGACGGAGAAGAAAUAAAAUAAAAAAUUUAAUUGCAAAAA
Messenger RNA from Bradysia coprophila, 1277 nucleotides. RefSeq names its product tRNA Selenocysteine associated protein (gene Secp43). Gene Ontology annotation, molecular function: RNA binding. The record is from RefSeq and is a predicted model, not a curated record. Lineage: Eukaryota; Metazoa; Arthropoda; Insecta; Diptera; Sciaridae.